Messenger RNA from Alternaria triticimaculans, 678 nucleotides. RefSeq lists its product as uncharacterized. Lineage: Eukaryota; Fungi; Ascomycota; Dothideomycetes; Pleosporales; Pleosporaceae. The coding region runs from base 1 to 678 and encodes 225 amino acids. The transcript is spliced from 2 exons. The record is from RefSeq and is a predicted model, not a curated record.
AUGGAGAGGACGAGGUUGAGGAAGUUGAGGAGGGUGAGGACGGCGGAGUGGAUUGGUGGGUUGGGGGAGGGGCAUGCGGAGGGUGAGAAGAAGGAGGGAGGGAGAGGGGGAGCGGAGGAGGGGGAGGAGGGUGGUGAGGAAGAGAAGGCGGAUGCGGGGGAUGGGGAAGAGAAGGCGAGUGUGGGCAAUGGGAAAGAGAAGGCGAAAGUAGGAAAUCGGGAAGAGAUGGAGAUACACGAGGAAGCGGAGAUGCGGAAUGGCAUCAACGGAGCGGAGACAGACUCUGAGACAGAUUCUGCUGAAACAGUAAAGGAGAAGGUCUGGAAGGGGAAAGAGAGGGCGGUAGAGCAGGACUCGGAAGGUUCAUGUUCUAGUUGCCUGGAGGCGCAGGGGAAGAUAGAGGAGCAAGAAGGCGAUGUCCCAAAAGAGUGCAAGAGAGGGCAGAAUGACGAAGACGAAGACGAAGACGAAGACGAAGACGAAGACGAAGAUGAAAUGUCACAGACAGGCUCAGACAAAGACCCUGAAUGGUUAAGCAGUUGGAAACAGGUCGUGAUGGCGUCUAGAGCACAGGUUGGCAGUCCUGCAUAUAGGGCAGCCGAGCAACGGCUCUCUGCUACUAGGCUCUCCUAUCGUCGCGAGGACCAGAUUAAAGCUUUGCGGCCUAGAUCACAUUGA